This is a messenger RNA of Corticium candelabrum, 640 nucleotides long. Its product is annotated as 2-amino-1-hydroxyethylphosphonate dioxygenase (glycine-forming)-like. The record is from RefSeq and is a predicted model, not a curated record. The transcript has 2 exons. The coding region runs from base 16 to 585 and encodes 189 amino acids. Lineage: Eukaryota; Metazoa; Porifera; Homoscleromorpha; Homosclerophorida; Plakinidae.
CGAAGUGUCGCUAAAAUGGCGUCUGCUGUGAAUGAAUUAUUUGACCUUUACCGUCAAUACGGCGAGUCUGACUACAUCGGUGAGGCUGUUACUCAGACGCAGCACAUGAUACAAUGUGCUCUACUCGCCGAGAAAGAAGGAUUCUCCGAGGAAGUGAUUCUUGGCGCAUUUUUCCACGACGUAGGACAUCUCCUUGGUAUGAAGGACACGUCUCUCAACCGAAUGGGCGACCUGGGCAUUAAAGAACACGAGGAGGUUGGAGCACAUUAUUUGGAAGGCAUAGGUUUUCCAAAUUCGGUUUGUGAAAUCGUCAGAGGUCACGUCAGUGCCAAGAGGUAUCUUGUUUACAAGUAUCCUGACUAUUACGACUCUCUUUCUGACGCUUCGAAAGGAACUCUUGUACACCAGGGAGGGCCGAUGAGUGACGAAGAGGCUGCAAGGUUUGAGUCAUCUCCGAAUUUUAAUGCUCUGUUGCGCAUGCGUCACUGGGACGAUCAAGCCAAGGACCCGAACUUGACAUUCAAAUGUUCAGAUUUGGGAAAAUACGAAGAGAUUUGUUAUAGAGUGUUGAGUCAGCGACUGUGAAUGAUGCCUGUUGCAGUGUAGAUGGUCGUGCCUGGUAUCACUAAUUAAAUUAUGA